Molecule: messenger RNA, 1294 nt
Organism: Melanotaenia boesemani (Boeseman's rainbowfish)
Lineage: Eukaryota; Metazoa; Chordata; Actinopteri; Atheriniformes; Melanotaeniidae
Product: beta-1,3-galactosyltransferase 2-like
Exons: 3
Coding region: 1-1149 (382 amino acids)
Cellular component (GO): membrane
Molecular function (GO): N-acetyl-beta-D-glucosaminide beta-(1,3)-galactosyltransferase activity
Source: RefSeq, a predicted model, not a curated record
AUGGGGGAUCAAAAGACAGGCUCAGGUGGAAAAAGACUGAAAAGACAAUCUGUUGAGAGCCUGUGCUAUCAGAAGAAGCCUUCGCUCCACUUCUGGUUCCAGUUCCUGCUUCUGCUUUGUCUCCUGGUCUUCAUUUUGUGUUUUUACCUGUUCAACCUCACUUUGUCAUGGCAGGAGAAAUUUCUACUGCACAGACAACAAUGGUUCUUCAAUAAGUCCAAUCAAGUUAAUGUAUCAGCUUAUAAAGUUCAUCCAAAGCACAAAGCUGUCAUUCCUGAAAUCUACAAAACCACAGGCCCUCCUACUGUGCAUCCUGAAGGUAUCCAGUACCACCAAGCCUAUCCACGCAACUACCGUUUUAUUAUUGAUAACCCAGAGACUUGCCAAAAAGAAACCCCUUUCCUGGUCCUGAUGGUUCCAGUAGAACCAAGUAACGUUCAAGCUUGGGAUGCAAUCCGGCAGACAUGGGGAAAUGAAAGCCUGGUUCAGGGGCAGUUGGUGGCCACUUUGUUCAUGUUGGGUCGAUCUGGUGAAGAUGAUUCUGAGAAGCUGAAACAGGAGAAUUUACAGCAUCAUGACUUGAUCCAGAGUGACUUCAUGGACACGUAUGUUAAUCUGACCAUCAAAACCAUGGUGAUCAUGGACUGGUUGACCACACGCUGCCGUAAUGCAACCUACACCAUGAAGGUUGACUCUGACAUGUUUCUGAACAUUGACAAUCUGGUGAUCAUGCUAAAAAAAGCAGAAAUCCCCACGAAGGAAUACCUGACAGGGAAUAUUAUGUGGAACAUCCCAGUAAUCCGUUCAAAGGAUUCAAAGUGGUAUGUUCCAGAGGAGAUGUUUCCUGAUUCUAAAUACCCAACAUACACUAUGGGUAUGGGAUAUAUCUUUUCCAAUGAUCUUCCAGAGAAAUUUGUAGAGGUCUCAAAAAUGAUAAAACCCUUUAACAUAGAGGAUGCUUAUAUUGGAAUGUGCAUGAAAAAGCUAGAACUUGAACUCACACCUCCACCCAAUCCGUCCCAGUUCAAGACUUAUAACACAAAGUACAACCGCUGUGAGUACUCGCAGAUAAUCACCUACAUUCUUGGAUCUCCACAAGAGUUGGUGAACUAUUGGACAGAUUUAAAGAAGCCUGGACCGCACUGUUAGGAUGAUAUAUUAUACAGAAGCACUGAGAAAUUAAUUAUUGGGGUUCCAGGAUUUUGAAGGUGAACAGAAUGUACUGUAGUACAAAAAGAAAACUUUAUCUUUUUAAAGUUGUUUUUGUGUUUAAAACUCUUUCCUGACUUCUGGA